Molecule: messenger RNA, 996 nt
Organism: Eurypyga helias (sunbittern)
Lineage: Eukaryota; Metazoa; Chordata; Aves; Eurypygiformes; Eurypygidae
Gene: TMED8
Product: transmembrane emp24 protein transport domain containing 8
Exons: 5
Source: RefSeq, a predicted model, not a curated record
AAAAUGAAGACACAGCCCAAAAGAUAGAGCCUGCAGAUCAGCUGGUUGAUUCUUGGGAGUCCAGCGCGUCGGAGGGCGGGCCGCACACUGGGUCGCUCGUGAAUACGUGUGUGACAGAGGCCUCAAAGGAAGAAGCUGGCACUUUGGAGGACCAGGAUGUGGCUGUACUAGAAGAGACGCUGCCUGACCAAAUCCAGUCUUUUAAAGAGGAAGCUGUGGUUCGGGUAGCCAACUACCAUGUACCUCCAGGAGCAGGGGAUAUAGUCAUGAUUCAGUCAGAUCACACUGGUGCUGUGGAUAUCCUUUCAGCUGAGCUGGAGACCGCAGACCUCCUUGGAGAGCAGAGGAAAGCUCAGCCUCCCCCUCUGGCUCCACCCACCAUGUGGACCACUGAGAAGACGAAGGAAUUCAAAGCCAAGAUAGGAAAGGAGAAGAAUGGCCGGAUGGUGGUGAAGCGAGGCGAGGUGGUGACGGUCCGCGUGCCAACCCAUCCUGAUGGGAAAUGCAUUUGCUGGGAGUUUGCUACAGAUGACUACGACAUUGGGUUUGGAGUCUAUUUUGACUGGACCACAGUUACUAGCACUGCCAUUACUGUUCAGGUCAGUGAAUCCAGUGAUGAAGAGGAUGAAGAGGAGGAGGAGGAAAUUGAAGGACUCGCCCCAGUCGGUGAUGUGGAAAGGGGCUCCAAAAGCUAUCUGCGGAACCGCUACGGAGAAAUCAUGCCAGUGUAUCGACGGAACAGCCAUCGGGAGGUGCAGGCAGGCAGCCACGAGUACCCAGGCGAGGGCAUCUACCUGCUGAAAUUUGAUAACUCGUACUCUCUUCUCCGCAAUAAGACUCUCUUCUUUCACGUCUACUACACCAGCUGAAGAAACGCGAAGGGGCAGGGGUGGCAGGCAGGUAACAGUGAGUGUAGCAGGCUGCCACCCAGCCCUGGUACCGCCUGAUGGGCACUGCUGUGUGACAGAACCAAGGCACAAUUCUGCUGGCUCCUCU